This is a messenger RNA of Musa acuminata subsp. malaccensis (wild Malaysian banana), 1770 nucleotides long. Lineage: Eukaryota; Viridiplantae; Streptophyta; Magnoliopsida; Zingiberales; Musaceae. The record is from RefSeq and is a predicted model, not a curated record.
AUGCCCGUUGGCGGCGCUGCCCCUGCAGCUGGGCGCCCCCGCGGGCGCCGCCGCCUCAGCGGGCGGGCGAUUCUGCCCGUGAGGCAACGUCCGCAGGCGGUGCUGCCUCGCCGGGCGGUCGCCCCUGCAGGGUUUUGCUCGCGGGAGCAGCGGCCACAAGCGCUGCUGCCCUGCGGCGCGUCACCACGCGAGAGCUGCAACCGUAGGCGCCACUGCCCUUGCGGCUGCUACUGCAGGCUACCCGCCUGCACGCAGAUGGCAGUAGCAUUCUUGUUCGCUGCCGUUCUCGUUGCGUUGGCCUUGGCAAUGGGCACGAGCAUUCCCAUCACUGGAGAUGACAUCGCGUCGGAGGAGAAGCUCUGGGACUUGUACGUGAGGUGGCAGAGCCACCAUGGCGUGUCACGCAGCGUCGACGAGAAGCGCAUCCGCUUUGAUGUUUUUAAAGAGAACGCUAACUACGUGUUCGCGUCCAACAAGAAAGCCAAGCCUUACAAGCUUAGCCUCAACAAGUUCGGCGAUACGGCGAGGGAGGAGUUCAAGAGGACGUACGCAGGGACGAGGAUUCGUCGCCGCAGCACUCUCAGAGGAAGCGCGAACCUCAAAGGGUACUUCUUAUACAAGAACGUCACCAAUGUAACUCCCACCGUCGACUGGAGGCAGAAGGGUGCCGUCACUGCUAUCAAAGACCAAGGCAAAUGCGGAAGUUGCUGGGCCUUCUCGACAGUAGUUUCGGUGGAGGGAAUAAACCAGAUCAAUACCAACGAGCUUAUCUCCUUGUCAGAGCAACAACUGGUGGAUUGCGACACCAACACCAACAAAGGGUGCGAUGGAGGUAUGAUGGAUGAUGCAUUCGAUUUCAUCGAAAGAAAUGGAGGGAUCACAACAGAGGAAAACUAUCCUUAUGUAGCUCGACAAGAACAAUGCAAAGUAAAAAGAGAGAGAUCUCCUGCGGUUGUGAUCGAUGGAUAUGAGGACGUUCCCGUCAACGACGAGGAUGCGUUGCUGAGAGCAGUGGCGAACCAACCUGUAUCAGUAGCAAUCGAAGCAAGCGGUCAGGACUUCCAGUUCUACUCCGAGGCUGUCUUCACAGGGAGCUGUGGAACAGAGUUGGAUCAUGGAGUGGCCAACGUAGGCUAUGGGACAUCUAAGGAUGGGAUGAAGUACUGGAUAGUGAAGAACUCGUGGGGACCAGAGUGGGGGGAAGAGGGCUACACCAGAGUACAAAAGGGUAGUAGGAACAAUAAUAUUGGCACAUUUCUAAAGACAGAUUUUGAUCUCAAGACCUUGAGGAGAUCUGACAAUGUUUUCACUCUGCGGGUUGGUAUUGGGGAGCAAAUCGGUGGCCUGAGAAUGGUGCUCGAGCGAAGUGCACCCAUGCCCCGCCAGGUCAUGCCACCAUUUCCUAAGCCUGAUUCCCUAUCGUUGGACUCGGUCGAUGACUCAUUCAGGGCCCAACUCUUUAUGGUGAAUUGUCACCUAUAUGAGUUCCAACAUGAAUUCCACAAGUCAUGGGGCGAGGCCAGGGAAAUCCAAGAUAAGCCCGUGCCACUCAACUUUCGACUUCCAGCACUAGAGACGUACGACGACAGUUCCGACCCAAUGAAACACGUUGUCGCAUUCCGAGCUCAGAUGGCCCUUUACGACACUUUCGACGCCCUGAUGUGUAAGGCAUUCCCUACUACCUUCAGGAGACCAACACGGAUGUGGUUCAGCCGACUGCAGCUAACCUCGAUCUUGUCUUUUGACCAGCUUGCAAGAGAGUUCAAAUAA